AUGUCAUUUGCACCUCUUCCCGCCCCAGGCUCGGCUGCCUCGUCGUCCAUCUGGGCACGUCGCAUGAUCACAAAGUCGGUGCCUGCAACUGACGCCGAGGUGGAUAUGGACGUUCUCUCCCUCCUCCUCGACGCCAACCUCGGAUCGUUUGGCGAGCAAGACCUCGCUUCUUCGCCCGUCUCGCUGCACAGCCCCCAUUCCCCUUGGUCAUCGGCAGCUGCAGCGCCCAGCAUGUACCGAGCUAGCUCGUUCGGUGCAGCCCCCACUUCCUGCAACGUGGACCCCUUCCGAAGCACGAGCCCAGCUCCGUUCCCUGCGAUCCAGCGAUCCAGGUCGAUGGACACCGCCCAAUACGAGGACGGCUACAACCUGGAGAUGCACGCGGCUCACACUGCGGUCAAGGCUGCUCUCGAUGUCCUUGAAGAACCCAGCCUGAAACGCGGCCUCCGCAUCUCGACCUCGAUCGGUGCUGCCAACGGUCCGUCGCCCAACGGCGGCGCUUUGGGACUUCGAGGCUGCCUCACUGCUCCUCUUUCUCCAAGUCUGUCCUCGCCCGUCUCGCCCGCCGAGUCCUGCUUCUCUGGUACCGAGUCCGACGGCACCAAGAAGAAAGGCCGAGCUCGCAUGUCGCAGGAAAAGCGAAAGAGGCUCGCUCGCCGUCGCGAACGCGAAGCUCUCAUCUCGAAUCUGACUCCCACUUCCGAUCAUCACCACCACCAGCAGCAGCAGCAGCAGCAGCAGCAGCAGCAGCAGCAGUUCCUGAUGCAGCAACAGCAGCAGCAGCAAUAUGUUUUGAACGGCGCGGAGAUGCACAGCUUCUUGGGCCACUCGUCUGCAUCCGUCAACGCAUCCCACUUCAGUCACAGCGCUCCCUCCACGCCUAUGCGCUCGUACUUUGCACCUUCCAACGGCAGCGGCUUCCCCUUCUCCUCGUCGCCCACUGGCACGAGCAGCAACUACGAAGCAGCCUUUAGCACACCUCUCUCUUCGCCACGCGCAGUCGGCUUCAUGACCGACCUUCCCUCGCCUGCACUGACCACCGCUUCGCUCGCGGACACGUCGGGCUUUGGCUCGAUCGGAACGCCUUCCUCUUCCCCCACGACCUACAAUGCCAAGGGAAUGGACAUUUCGAGCAGCCCGCCGACUCUCGUUGUUCAGCCUCCUUCGCCUCAGCGCAUGCGCACCAACUUUGCCUCCAAACAGCCCGACGCUUUCCACUGGAACGGCUUCCGAUCCACUUCCAACCUCGCUUCCGUUUACUAA
Kalmanozyma brasiliensis GHG001 is the source of this 1263-nucleotide messenger RNA. RefSeq lists its product as uncharacterized. NCBI's taxonomy places the organism in Eukaryota, Fungi, Basidiomycota, Ustilaginomycetes, Ustilaginales. The transcript has a single exon. The record is from RefSeq and is a predicted model, not a curated record. Bases 1 to 1263 code for a protein of 420 amino acids.